CCUUGGCCUUUUAAUGUCUCACUCUAAACCCUACGACCUAGAACAUUCCGUCUCCCCAAUUAAAAACUCAGAGAACCCUAGAAUUCACACUCACCACCGAUUGAGAAAUGAUGAAGCGUCUUGUCCCAACGUUCAACCGCAUCCUGGUGCAGAGAGUCAUCCAGCCUGCUAAAACCGAGAGCGGCAUCCUCCUCCCAGAGAAAGCCUCCUCGCUGAACUCGGGCAAGGUGAUAGCAGUGGGACCUGGUUCAAGGGACAAAGAUGGGAAAUUGAUUCCGGUCUCUGUCAAGGAAGGCGACACCGUUCUUCUUCCAGAGUACGGUGGUACUCAGGUCAAGCUCGGCGAGAAAGAGUACCAUCUCUUCCGGGAUGAGGACGUCUUGGGAACCUUGCACGAGGAUUGAGAAUGCUCAACUCAAACACGAGCGUUCUUGUUUGGCGUUUGUCUUAUGGUUGAAAACAAGAGUCAUUUUUUAUCUUUUUAUAUGAUGCGGUUGGACUUUGUUGAUUAUAAUUGAAAUUUAGACAUCAAUCACAACUGAUGCAUCUUGUUAUUCCAAUCUUUUUGGUUUUUCCGUAAUCUGGUGAUCGAAUAAAAGCUCAUUUGAGGGGAUUGUUUCUUCUA
Molecule: messenger RNA, 625 nt
Organism: Brassica napus (rape)
Lineage: Eukaryota; Viridiplantae; Streptophyta; Magnoliopsida; Brassicales; Brassicaceae
Product: 10 kDa chaperonin-like
Exons: 3
Coding region: 108-404 (98 amino acids)
Cellular component (GO): mitochondrial matrix
Molecular function (GO): protein folding chaperone; ATP binding; protein-folding chaperone binding
Source: RefSeq, a predicted model, not a curated record